AUGGCCUCUAUGCCAGGCAUCGGUGUUCGACAAGAGUCCAGUCAAAGCCAAGGAGCUUUCCAUAAAGCUGCUGCCUGUUUGCAGAAAAAUGACCUUCAGCAAUUAAAAUCUGUUUCCUGGACACGUGUUUUCUUCUCACAGUUUAGCGAGGAGUACCUGAGGAAGAUGCCGAGGGGUGGAUGGCCACGGGUGAUUGUGGUUGCUGAUGGUUCGUGUGGAGACUCCUGCUCGGUUCUGGGCAUCAGCGCUGAUUACAUCGUAGAAUCAUGUCGCGCUUACGGCGCCAAUGCUACUAUAGAAAGACUGGACCAGAGACAGGUUCCCACACCUGAGAUCCGUGCACAUAGUUUGUAUUUUGAUCUGUCGGCAUACGGGAUCGACACUGUGAGGGAAUCACGCCGCUCCUCGCAGCCGGCAGCGAAGCCUGGAUUCCAUCUGAAGAUCUACGGAACGUUCCGGAACCGCUACAUGGCUCUGGCCUGCACUUCGGACGCAGACUCCAAAAUGAUGCAUUUCCUGCGCCACACGGCCAACUCUUCAAUCAUGAAGAACAUCUUCCACCAGUCGUUUAACGCGUAUAAGACAGACAUCGAGCCGCGUCUGCGUGAACUCACGCUGCACCACAUGCAGUGCAGCCGCAAGCUGUUCGAGAUCAUGCUGUCCUACAGACGCGUCAGCGCCGCUUACAUCGAAGGAGACAACGUCGCCGUGACUGUGGAAGGAGAAGCUGCGCGAGUGCUCAACUUUGACACUGGUUGUGGUGUGAAUCUGGGCAUGAGAGGACUGGAGUCUCUGGGAAUGUUCAUCUACAGAACGGCCACGGCGCUGGACCAGAACGACGUGUUUGAGGCGCUCUCGGCCAAAAUCCAGCACUCCAGACACGUGGCAGAGACUUUCAGGAAGAGCGGACUGGCCUCGGCAGUGUUUGAAUGACCCUGAGCGUGAGUGUUUUGAGGGGAGUUAUAAACUUACAACUAGAGCCUGACCGAUA
Messenger RNA from Sinocyclocheilus grahami, 991 nucleotides. RefSeq lists its product as uncharacterized. The coding region runs from base 1 to 933 and encodes 310 amino acids. Lineage: Eukaryota; Metazoa; Chordata; Actinopteri; Cypriniformes; Cyprinidae. The transcript is spliced from 6 exons. The record is from RefSeq and is a predicted model, not a curated record.